This is a messenger RNA of Aspergillus tanneri, 903 nucleotides long. RefSeq names its product HVSL domain-containing protein (gene USB1). Bases 1 to 903 code for a protein of 300 amino acids. The record is from RefSeq and is a predicted model, not a curated record. Gene Ontology annotation, cellular component: nucleus. The transcript has 3 exons. Lineage: Eukaryota; Fungi; Ascomycota; Eurotiomycetes; Eurotiales; Aspergillaceae. Gene Ontology annotation, biological process: U6 snRNA 3'-end processing. Gene Ontology annotation, molecular function: 3'-5'-RNA exonuclease activity.
AUGGCACUAGUACAGUACUCUGACUCCGAGUCGGAUGAAGAGUCAGCCCAAAGACCGACCAAGAAAUUGAGGAAGGAAAACAUCGCCACACCGGUUACGUCUCUACCUCCACUACCCAAGACAUUUCACGAUUUGUAUGCCUCGAGUACUCGCGUCAGUGUUGCAGACGACCCAAGUCUCCAUGGAGGUCGCAAACGAGUGAUCCCUCAUGUCGAAGGGAACUGGCCUACUCACAUCUAUCUCGAAUGGUUUCCUUCGAAAGAAGAGCUUGCCACUUUAGGCGAUAUUCUUACCCAGUGUGAAGACAAGUUGAAGAGGAGCAACAUCGACAUACGCAGUUUGCUGCGGAGUGACCUGGGCGUUCAACUCCCGCUUCAUAUUAGUCUUUCAAGACCAGUGGUCCUUCGAACCGAGCAGAAGGUGCCGUUUAUGGAGACAUUCCAUACUGCCCUCCAGGAGUCCAAUAUCCCUGCAUUCGAUAUUACUACGGAGAGUUUGGAUUGCGUCUCCAAUUACGAGAAGACACGGUGGUUCUUUGUUUUGCGUGCGAAGAAGCCUGACGAUGACAACCUAAAUCGUCUCCUCAGGAUUGCAAAUAGCUGUCUAGCUAUGUUCGGCCAACCGCCGCUCUAUGAGACUUCGCUUGUGUCUAAUGCGAAUGAGAAGUCCAGAAGACCAGGGAAACAAAUGCGUAACCGAGCGGACAGACACGACGAUUCUUCUCAUUGCUUCCAUAUUUCUCUCGCGUGGAGCCUGGCAGAACCGUCUCCAAUGGACAAGGAAGAUAUCGCGAAGAUAGACCUCCAAGGAGCGAAUACUCUUCGGAUUCCGUUUGAUUGUGUGAAGGCUAAACUCGGUAACCAAAUAACAAGUAUUCCAUUGUCGACUGGGGCAAUCGGCUAG